This is a messenger RNA of Ilyonectria robusta, 1575 nucleotides long. RefSeq lists its product as uncharacterized. The transcript is spliced from 2 exons. The record is from RefSeq and is a predicted model, not a curated record. Lineage: Eukaryota; Fungi; Ascomycota; Sordariomycetes; Hypocreales; Nectriaceae. Bases 186 to 1532 code for a protein of 448 amino acids. Gene Ontology annotation, molecular function: aspartic-type endopeptidase activity. Gene Ontology annotation, biological process: proteolysis.
GGACUAACCUCAUAGGGCUGGGCGACUGAUACUGGCGCCCAGACUACGGAGUAGGGUCUCCGCAAUUUGUCGCACUGAUUUAUCAACGAUCGGGACAGCCCCCGCCCCUCGAUCCUGACCACUCGCUACCUGGUCAGCGCAUCUUUCUCGUCGACACCUCAAUCCUUCCUACCCAGUUGACAGAAAUGGGGGAAUCGCAAACGGCUCGUCGUGGCCGUCCUCCAAUCCAAGACGGACAAGACGUGGUCAAUAGUCAGCAGAAGAAGAGGCUACGGAUGCGUCUCGCACAGAGGUCAUACCGUGCCCGGAAACAAGAGGCACAAGAAUCCAAAAGGAUCCGGGCUGAAGAGCUUAACAGUGCUCUAGACAACGCAUUGGCAACCUUUUCCACACUCCAUCGGCGUAUUCUCGAUAUCUCGCAGAUUCGAAAUUCGCCGGAUGUUCUCUUUCAUCUGAACGAUGCAGUGACACAAAUGGCUGCUAUUGCAUCUGGCACGAACAAGGUCUUUCCCUUGCCGCAUGCUCCGGAGGAUUCGGGCCCCAGCUCUCGUCAACAAGCACCUGGAGUGCUUGCUCCACAUCAGUCAGUCACCGUAGAUUCCGGGGCUACGAUCAUAUCUCUGCGGACGAACACUUCCAACCAGAUUCCAGUGUCAGCAAGGGUCAUUCGAGCCUGCUUCGAGCGUGUGGUGUCUAUCUUAUCUAACAGCACCGUGUAUGGGAGCCAAUCCCCGGCUUUGGCUCUUCCUCUUCAACUGCUUGGUGAAGAGGCCCUAAUGGUCAAUUCUCUGCGAGGUCUGUCGCUAUUUCAUCCUUCCGUAGCUGAUUUCCAGUAUCCGCUACACUCCACUCCCCGGCUACCACACAUGUACCGCGUUGUUGAAGGUGGGACUAAGGCCGUGUUAAGAGCGCCAGCUCCGUUGGUGCAGCAGAUCGUGAGAGGCAAAACAAGGACAAUGCUAGACACAAACUUUGCGCCCCUGCAAGGAGAAUGGCUCGAGGCCAUGGAUGUGGAGGAGUACCUGGAAGAGCGAGGAAUCUAUCUGCGCAACACCGUCUCGAACGGCACAUCUACAGACGACACUAUGUAUCAACCAUUUGUUCCAGACAGCGAGCAGAGCAUACCUAUACUCGCCCUGCCAGGGGCUGUAGCAGGAGGGGAAAUGGCCCAGGCUAUUAACGACAAUACCCCGUCACAACUAGACAGCAUGGAGCAACGCCCUUCUGUAUCUUUAUCGGCUGAUUUUCAUGGCCAUGAGCCGGCAGACUAUUCAGUUUUCGGGCUUCCGGGGCGGAGACGAUGGCUGCGUUCUGCCAACAGCCAACUCCGUUCAACCGCUAUGGGCGGUGUCCUGCAGUCGGACUUCAAUCAUCAGACUGCCCAGGUUAUUGCAAAAACCUCUCGAAUUACUGUCGAUCUUGACAAGCUCGUGCAUCUACUCGCGGAAAAUGCCACGUGCCUUGGUCCUGUUCCGGGGAUCCGGAAAGCUGCCGUAGACGCCUCGAUUCGGGGGUCUAUCAAUUUAUCUUGAAAGUCUGUAGAAAUCCAUCACAAUUUACUACUCCUACGCUUGC